GCCACAGCGACGGACCAGGUGGUCGGAUUCGGUUUGGUCGCCUUCAGCCUCGUCCUCUUCGUUUACUACACGCUCUGGAUCAUCGCACUGCCCUUCAUCGACAGUGACCAUGGGAUCCACCGGUAUUUCUUGCCGAGGGAGUACGCCGUUAUCAUCCCUGUGGUGGCUGGGCUGCUGCUGCUGCUAUUUAUAGGUGUUUUCAUAAUGGUUGUGAUGUGGAAGAGCAAGAAGCCUGCCAAGAAAUCAGACUGA
Messenger RNA from Apaloderma vittatum (bar-tailed trogon), 252 nucleotides. RefSeq names its product dolichyl-phosphate mannosyltransferase polypeptide 2, regulatory subunit (gene DPM2). Lineage: Eukaryota; Metazoa; Chordata; Aves; Trogoniformes; Trogonidae. Gene Ontology annotation, biological process: GPI anchor biosynthetic process. The transcript is spliced from 3 exons. The annotation marks the transcript as partial. The record is from RefSeq and is a predicted model, not a curated record. Gene Ontology annotation, molecular function: enzyme regulator activity. Gene Ontology annotation, cellular component: dolichol-phosphate-mannose synthase complex; endoplasmic reticulum membrane.